AUUUGAAUAGCUAAAGUAGGAACUAAGGGAAAUUAAUGUACAUUCCUAAUGAAAACUCUUUUUUCCGGUUCCUUUUCUACUUUUGAUUCGCCUAAAUCUUUAGGGGACUGAAAAAGCCGUUCGCUGUGUAGAAUAAAUCUUAUGGCGACUCACAGAUAUUAUCUACAGCUCAGCCAUAAAAGUAGAAGGCAAUUUUUCAAUUUAAAAUUGAUUUGAUUUUCUUACUCAGUAAGUAUUGUGAGUUUGUGUCUUAUAAGACGUUAAAAAAUUGUUUUUCUCGAAAAUUCCCGAAAAUUUUAACUUUAAUUUUCAUAAAAAUGAAUUUCAAGAAGAUUUUACUAUUUUUUACAUUAUUGACAGUUGCGAAAUGUGAAAAUCUUUGUGAUUGUGGAAAAUUUAUAGACAUAAGAGUUACACAAAAUGAUAAUAAACAUCAAAUUGACUUCAAGUCAUUUGAAGAAUUUCUCAAAAAUCCGCUAAUUGAAGGUCGGAGGCUUUAUGUCGUUGGAAAUUAUGGAGAAACUGACGUCCUUAGUGGUGUCAUAUUAAAUGAAUUGUAUGAAAAUUACAAACCAAUCAACUCCCCCGACUGUCUCGUCCACAAAUCAAAAUUCACAUCUCUCAUUGACUCCAAAUGCUCAUCAAUGUCAAACAACACAGCAUCAAUUCAAUUAUGGAAUGAUAUUUUCCUCUAUGAAUCACAAAGUAAUCAUAAAGUUGCUAUAAUUUUUGUAAAUGUAAAGGCUCAACCUGAUCAGUCGCAAUAUGAAAGUAGAAUUUUUUCAGCGCUUUCUGGAUUGAUGUCGACGAUUUAUUUUGUGCUGGGUGAAGAGAGCUUUUAUAAUGAAUAUUAUGGGAAGGAGGCCCAAGAGUGCGACUUUCACUUCCACAUUAACGAACUUGAUCAAAGGAAUGAAAUUGACGAGUCAAUCCUCGAAAUUCACAGCAUUUUGUCACAUCAGAACAUUGAAAUGCACGAGGACUUACAUUUUGCUAAGGAAAAUCUGAAAAUUUCAAACUUUAUUGACAUUUUUAAAUUCGGUGCUGAUAAAAUCGCUGAAAUUGAAGCUGAAAAAGAAAGAAAAUUGGGAGAAUUUGUCAUCAAUUUGAAGAAUUUUGUUGAAGGUUCCAACAUUUUUGAAGAGAUUUCGAGAAUUUUUGAUGAAAUUUUGACAAAAAAUGACAGCGAAAAGAAACAAAAAGUUCAACAAUUUACAAGAAGUCUCAAGGAACAAGCAGUUGCUAUCUACAUGAAUCUUACAAGCCCACAACUCUCAACUUCAGACAUAACAACUCCAAAACUUCAAAGGAAAUUAAGAAUUUUCACCAAAAAACUGCGGCAAAUUGAAAGAAUUGUGACUGCAAAAAUUCAAACUUUCAUAACUGAAGUUGCUGAAGAAUUUAAAGACAUAUUUGAUAAAAAGUUAAAAAAUGCAAAUGACAAGACGAUUUUAAGCACCAAGGACACUCAGAUCUUAACAUUUGGAAGUGUUAAAUUCGGUGAAGAUGUUGAAAAGUUCGAGGCUCCAAAAAUAACUCCAAUUGAAAGCCAAGAACGAGUAUCUUUAAAGAAUUUAAUCAAAUUAGAAGCUACAAGUUUAAUUGAUAAAAAUCAAGAAGAUAAUACAGCCUCAAUUGCAAUAAAACUGCAGGAAAAAUUCAUAAAAAUCAUCGAUACUAAAGCUGUAAAGCUGUUCAAUAGCUCAGAAUUAAUUGAAGAAAAAAUCAGAACAAAAUCUACAAGAAAUUACAUUAAAACAUUACAAAAGCUUUUUGAGACUUCAAACAUUGAAAUUCGGAAGAGCAACGCAUUCAAGAAGUUGAUGAAGCAACGAAAGAUAUCAAUUCCACUUCCAUGCGACAUUAAGUGCUGAAAUAUUAGAACUAAUGAUGCAACACACUUUUACUUUGUAUCAUUUAUUCUCAAAAUGUAUAAAUAAAAUUAAUCUGAGGCUAGUGUGCCUCGGCUAGUUCUAGAAGAAUAGAGAUUUCAAUUAUUUUGGGUUUUAAGUAUUUGUAAAAAUAAACAUAAAUAUAGAAAUAUAGAAUAAACCCAAUGGUUCAUCCCGAGCGGGAAUCGAACCUCGCACCUCUCGAUUUCCGGUCAAGUGGUCAGACCACUAAGCUAUCGGGCUUUGCCAUUGCAACUGGCAGAAUGCCAAUAUAAGUGAACCACGCUUUUUGAACUUUUCUGUUCUAGAGUUUUCAACUUUUAGUGUUUUCACUAAUUUGGCAAGGCCACUAGAAGCCAAAUUAAAUUAAAAUAAAAAAAAAACAGUUAUCUUUAUUCCUAAGUUUGAGUCAACUUAAAGACAGACAAAGCAACUUAAUGAAAGAAAUGUUUAAAGUUCAUCAAGAUUUUUGCUACUUAGUGGACUGAGAACUUGACCGGCAAUUGAGUGGUGCAAGGUUCGAUUCCCACUUAAGACGAACCAUUGAGUGAUUUUCUUUUUUUUCAAUAUCUUUUAAUGGAAUAAACAUUAAACAUCUUAAAACUAUAAUAAUAUUAAAAAAAGGUAAAUUUUGAUCUAAUAAAAUAUCAUUUCAUACCAGGAGCGUAGCCAGGAAUUUGAAGAGGGGCAAAAAAGGAAUUUAUAGAAUUUUUCUAAAAAGAUCUUAGCAAAAUUGUCAUCAACCCACCCCAAUCCCCCCACUGGCUACGCGCCUGUUAUAUGCAGAAUACUUGCUGACGACCCAAGUGUUUUUAUACAUGGAGUAUUUAGUACUUUAGAUCUGAUCAAUCUGAAUGUCGCUUAUUUAGGAAAGGCUUUCCUCGGCUCUUGUCUAUGCCACUGAUUCGAUUUUAAUUCCAUGAAUAUUCAUAGGUUCAUCCCAGUAGUAAACUUAAAGGAUCCAUCAAAAAUAAACAAUUUUAAGAUCCAGGAAGAUAAAAUAAGAUCUGGUUUUAUAUCCACAAGCCUCUUCUGCUAGCUGUAAAAUCUUAAAACUUAAUCCAUAAUGUGGAAGUGCUGAUAAUUCUUUAGAAUACAAAAAUACAGUAAAUUUAUCAUAUUCACAAUUUAUCCACCAACUUCAACCUUUGCCGACCCUCAUCCAAUCCUUGAUUUCCUUAAUGCAGCUAACACCAUAGCUUUGUCAUUUUCAAUUGCUGUACAUUUCUCAUUAUCCAGAAUUAUUUCAUUGCGUCGAUCACCAAACCUUGCCAUUACCCUCGGUCUGUAGUCAACCUCAAUUGCUAAUGGAUUUCCGUUCAAUCCUAAAACUUCAAGAAUUGGAAGUGCUGCAAUUUCAUCAAUUUCAUCGAUAUCUUUUAUCAUAUUGCAGGAUAAGUCGAGAGAUUUAAUAGAUCUGAGUUUGCUAAGGCCUUUUAGUGACGAUAUAUUGUUGCCGACUAGAUUUAAAGUCUGGAUGUUCCCAAGUUCCAUGCACCAAUUGCUAAGAUCUUCAAUUAAAUUAUUAUUCAGACUUAAAAAGCUCAAUUUUGGCAAAUGACGAAGGUUUGAAAUUCCACGAAUUCUAUUUCCAUCCAGCAUCAAUGUUUCAACAUUUGGAAUCAACUUUAAGGCAGGAUCAAGCUGCCAAAUGUCAUUGUAGCUGAAAUUAACAAUCUUUAUUGACUUCCACUGCUCAUCCGUUACGGAAUUGUUAUGAAUCGACUCUGGAUUUAAAAUAUUUUGGAUGUUCUGCGCUCGAGUAAAAGUCACAGUAAAAUUUUCAGAAUUCUCACGAAUCCUGGCGUUGGAAUCAACAUUCAUUGGCACAAUUCCAUAAAAUUCUAAAGUUUUAACAUUUGUAAAUGGAGAAAGCUCAAAAUUUAAGGUUGAUGCGAGGAUAUUGGAAGUUCCAAUGGGGUUAACGAGUUCCUGAAGAACAUCCUCUUUUGUAUCACAUUUGGUUCUGGUCGGUGUCACUUUUAAUGAUCGAAGGUUUGAACAAAAGUCAAGGAUGUGUGAGAAGUCGAAUUUGCUGCUUUGAAGCUCUUGUUGUGGACAUGGAAGUCUAAGGCGGGUGGUGAUCGAGUGGAGCU
This is a messenger RNA of Chironomus riparius, 3988 nucleotides long. The record is from the annotation of a GenBank genome assembly. Lineage: Eukaryota; Metazoa; Arthropoda; Insecta; Diptera; Chironomidae.